Messenger RNA from Labrus mixtus (cuckoo wrasse), 2298 nucleotides. It is a transcript of the gene serinc4, whose product is annotated as serine incorporator 4. NCBI's taxonomy places the organism in Eukaryota, Metazoa, Chordata, Actinopteri, Labriformes, Labridae. The transcript has 11 exons. The record is from RefSeq and is a predicted model, not a curated record. Bases 707 to 2266 code for a protein of 519 amino acids. Gene Ontology annotation, cellular component: membrane.
ACGUGGCCUCUUUCUGUGACUGACACACACUCUCAGGCUUGGACGGGGUCUUGGUCUGGGUCGGUGGGGGUCUGUAGGUUGGGGUCUGUAGUGAGAUGUCAAGCAUCUCAAAGUCUCAUGAGGUAAUUGUUUAAUUAUGUAAAGCUGGAUUUAACUCCAGUAUUUCCCAAUCCCAUUCAACUGUUGCAUUUGUGCGGCGGCCGCUGGGGGAGGGGAAGGGAGGGACAGAUGGGACGGACACAUGGUCCCUGUCAUCAUCAUCCUCCUCCUCCUCCUCCUCCUCCUCACCCCCUCCUCUCUGCCUAAUCUGAGCACUGGGGGGGGGGGGGGAGACUGUGGGUGAAAGCACCGGGCAUUCGCCUCCAUCUCUCCCUCUUUUCUGGCAGCACCCACCUCAGCCCUCAGAGCCAAAGCACGCAGGAUGUGGGCAGAAAAACAAGUUCUCCCCCUGUGAGGCUGGAAGAGGAGCAGCUGAAGCGGCGCUCAUGCUGAGGCUCUCGGCUGCAGCGGGGAUCCCAGCAGGACUAGAUUUACUGUUAAUCCAUCAGAAGGAGCGUGCGGGGACAAGCUGCUGGACUCUGGAGCUUUACUUUUUCUUUUCAUUUUUCCGCCUGGCCUGUUGAAGACUUUGUGUUCUGUUUGUGCUCUCUGAGGAUGUGAGGAUGCCAUCUUUGACGGCUCGCUGAAUACAACCUGCGAGAGCUGGAUGUUCAUGGCCAAAUGUAGAGUGAGAGCGGCCGAUGAAAAGCAGUGUAACGGCACGAUGUCAGCCGCUCAUCAGGGGAUGAACGGCAGCGGCGUGUACAACUACUUCCUCAACAUGGUGGCCUAUCAGAUCUGCUGCUGCUGUGGCCCGGCUCCCUGCUCGCUCUGCUGUGCCUUCUGUCCUCCGGUCAAGUCGUCCACCAGCACGCGGAUCAUGUACACUCUGUUCCACAUCAUGAGCUGUGCCGUCUCCUGCCUCAUGCUGUCCCAGACCGUCUCUGAGCUCGUGAGGGAAAACGUGCCUUUCUUUAACGUGGUGUGUGACCAGGCGCACGGCGGGGGGCACUGUGAGAUGCUGGUCGGCUACUCAGCCGUCUACAGAGUCUGCUUCGGCACUUCCUGCUUCUACCUGAUGAUGGCGAUCUUCCUCAUAGACGUGAAGUCGAGUCAGGACUUCAGAGCGCUCAUUAACAACGGCUUCUGGUUCCUGAAGUUCAUCACCCUGCUGGGGACGUGCACCGCUGCCUUCUUCAUCCCAACAGAGUCUUUCUUACAUGCUUGGCAUUACGUUGGUGUGGUGGGAGGAUUUGCCUUCAUCCUCAUCCAACUCAUCCUCAUCACAGCUUUUGCACACACCUGGAACAAGAACUGGUUGACCGGAGCAGAAGAGAACAAGCGUUGGUAUCUGGCGGUGACGUGUGCCACCCUCUUCUUCUACACAAUCGCCACCAUGGCCUUCACCUUCAUGUACAAGUACUACACGCACCCCAUCGCCUGUCAGUUCAACAAGGCCCUGCUGUGGGUCAACCUGGGGCUCUGCGGCCUCAUGUCCUUCAUAGCCGUCACACCGUGCGUGAAGCAGAAGCAGCCUCGGUCCGGACUCCUCCAAGCCUCCAUCAUCAGCUGUUACGUCAUGUACCUCACUUUCUCUGCGAUGUCCAGCCGCCCGCCGGAGAAAAUCGUGUAUCAGGGCAUGAACAUGACCGUCUGCUAUCCCAGCACGGGGCAAGAAGGCAUCCAGAAGGAAGGCAACGCUGUGGCAAUAAUCGGAGCGUUCAUCAUGUACUGCUGCGUCCUCUUUGCAUGUAAUGAAGCGUCGUACCUGGCUGAGAUGUUCGGUCCGUUUUGGAUGAUCAAAGUUUACCGCUACGAGUUCCAGAAAGCAACCUGCUGCUUCUGCUGCCCUGAGGAAGAGGACGCUGACGAGGAGUUUGUGAUUGACGACGAGAACAAAGGAUGUCAGAAGGUCAUUCAUAAUGAGACCCAGAGAGUGGCUUACAGCUACUUCUUCUUCCAUUUCGUCUUCUUCUUGGCCUCGCUCUACGUCAUGAUGACCCUCACUAACUGGUUCAGUUAUGAGUCAGCAGUGUUGGAGACCACCUUCACCCACGGCAGCUGGUCUACGUUCUGGGUGAAGAUGUCGUCGUGUUGGGCCUGUGUGAUCCUCUACCUGUGGCUGCUGCUCGGCCCCCUGUGCAGCUGUCAGACUGAAUCCAGACCUCGACGCUCGCGCAUCAAACGCCGCGCGGCGUCCUCCCGUCACGUAACUGUCAGCGUCUGACACUCUCUGGGAGGGUCCGGCAGGUCGGAGGC